Messenger RNA from Periconia digitata, 607 nucleotides. The record is from the annotation of a GenBank genome assembly. Lineage: Eukaryota; Fungi; Ascomycota; Dothideomycetes; Pleosporales; Periconiaceae.
CUCUGUGUGCGUCUUGCGUAUUGUUGGAUCUUUACCCUGUCUUUGUAUCCCGGCUCAUGCAUACAUAAAUCUUGGGGCAGAUCGCUCUUCACUUACACGUGGCAGAAUGUCUGACUUCUUGCCGACCGUUUACGAUCGGAUUUCUCCAUGCCGUUGCGUGCGCGUGUAUGCGUUGAUGUCGUCAGAACGUUGCCUUGUUUGUAUACGUGCUUGUGUGUUUGCAAUCAGAUACCUUUAUUUUUUCUUCAUCACGCGACGUCCUGACUGUACCUACGAUAUCCAGUGAAAGGGUUUAUGUUUUUGUGGGGCCGGAAGAUCUCAUAUUAUCUCCAUCUCAUCUGUACACCGGAUCCUGGACUAUAUGUCGACCGUUUUCCCUUAUCCGUCAAGGGCCCCUUUCGCGGCUUGGAACCCCCGCUCCAUUUUACAUCAUAAUUCUCACUCCUUCCUAUUAUCUUUGUUUGAAGACUCUUUUUGUGUGUUAUUUCGUCAACUACCUCUCUCCUUGAACCCUCUUGGAACCUCAAUCCCAAAAUACAAUGAUCUACCAAGUCGAGCGUCAAUCAAACGUCUAAGAUCAUUACCGGAAACAGCAAAACUUCGCUAG